GUUGGAUUCUCCGUUCUAAAAAUGAACGUAUGCAAGACACUCAAAUUCCAAUUAUACACUUGAUAUAGCAGAGUAACGACAGAAAUACAUAUCAUGCAAAUUGUACUUUCGCGUGAAAACCAUUUGGUUAUUCUAAGUUGUAACAGUGAAGAGUAUCAGAAUUCAGAAAUGAAUCACUUACCGUCAAACCUGUUACCCGAUGAAACGAGCCCAGAGUGGGUUAACAAAGGAGACAACACGUGGCAACUAACGGCAGCUACUCUGGUGGGCCUGCAAAGUGUUCCGGGCCUGGUCAUCCUCUACGGCAGCAUAGUGAAGAAGAAAUGGGCCUUGAACUCUGCAUUCAUGGCCCUAUACGCUUUUGCGGCGGUUCUCGUUUGUUGGGUGGGUUGGUGCUACCAGAUGUCGUUCGGCCAGGGGAUGUUUCCGUUUUUGGGAUGGCCAAACGUGGCCUUGGACCGGGAAUUCCUUCUGCGUCCGGCUUUUGCAGGGAACUUUCCAAACGCCACUAUGGUCUACUUCCAGUUUGUGUUUGCUGCCAUCACUUUGAUUCUCCUCGCGGGAGCGUUGCUUGGGAGAAUGAACUUUCACGCCUGGAUGCUGUUUGUUCCACUCUGGCUCACUUUCUCUUACACCAUCUGUGCCUUCAGUAUAUGGAGCCCUCAUGGCUGGUUGUUCAAGAUGGGCCUCGUUGAUUACUCCGGUGGCUUUGUUAUUCACCUUUCUUCUGGGGUUGCUGGUUUCAUCGCAGCAUGUUGUGUAGGACCAAGGGCAAUAAAGGAUAGGGAGAGGUUCCUUCCAAACAACAUACUUCUAAUGCUGGCUGGGGCUGGGCUAGUAUGGAUGGGAUGGAGUGGAUUCAACGGUGGAGAUCCAUACACAGCCAGCAUAGAUGCAUCUCUGGCCGUCCUUAACACCCACGUGUGCACGGCCAUGAGCUUGUUGACUUGGCUUUUCCUUGACAUCCUCUUGUUUGGAAAACCUUCUGUCAUUGGUGCCACUCAAGGCAUGAUCACUGGUUUGGUUUGCAUCACCCCUGCUGCCGGUGUGGUUCAAGGUUGGGCAGCAAUGAUAAUGGGAAUGAUGUCUGGAAGCAUCCCAUGGUACACAAUGAUGGUCCUGCACAAAGAAAUUAGGAUCCUGAAACAGGUGGAUGAUACCAUGGCAGUUUUCCACACUCAUGCUGUGGCUGGUUCCUUAGGUGGCAUUCUAGCUGGCUUCUUUGCUGACCCUAACCUUUGUCGUCUCUUCUACGGGGAACAAGAUUCACAACACUACAUAGGCCUUGCUUAUGGCAUAUUCACGGGUAGGUCCAAGGAAGGGUUAAGGCAAAUGGGGGUUCAGCUUCUUGGCAUUGCGUUUGUGAUACUCCUGAAUGUCACCACAACUUUCAUCGUGUGUGGGUUGGUUAAGGUGAUAGUUCCACUGAGGCUGCAUGAAGAUGAGUUGAAAGUUGGGGAUGAGGCGGUUCACGGGGAGGUUGCCUAUGCAUUGUGGGGCGAUGGAGAGAAGCUUGAGACUGCCAAUGAGGCUUUGAGUUUUCAAAAGAAUCACGAGUGGCCAACUGUGGAACUAAAAUCUUUCAGUGAUGUUCAAUUGGAGUAGUGAAGACAAGAGAUUCUAGCUGCUGUGUGUUGGUUUUGUGAUUGUUUGAAAGUGUUGAAAUAAGGAGUAAAACAGUAGGAAGAGAAUUUGGUUCCUCUGAGCUUGUUGUUGCAAUGCGUGCUGGAUGUCAAUUGCAAGAUGACACCAUUGUACACUCGCUUCACGAAAUAAUACUAUCC
Molecule: messenger RNA, 1784 nt
Organism: Cajanus cajan (pigeon pea)
Lineage: Eukaryota; Viridiplantae; Streptophyta; Magnoliopsida; Fabales; Fabaceae
Product: ammonium transporter 2 member 5
Biological process (GO): ammonium transmembrane transport
Cellular component (GO): plasma membrane
Molecular function (GO): ammonium channel activity
Source: RefSeq, a predicted model, not a curated record